Messenger RNA from Serpula lacrymans var. lacrymans S7.9, 663 nucleotides. RefSeq lists its product as uncharacterized. The coding region runs from base 57 to 593 and encodes 178 amino acids. The transcript has 9 exons. NCBI's taxonomy places the organism in Eukaryota, Fungi, Basidiomycota, Agaricomycetes, Boletales, Serpulaceae. The record is from RefSeq and is a predicted model, not a curated record.
CAGGUCUGCUAAUCGGUAUUCCUUUUUACAUCUAUCAAGCUACUGUAUGGGAAGACAUGAUGGGAAAUAAGUGGGCUCUAUACGUGGGACUCGGUUCCCUGGCGUUUACCGACCUUGUAAUCGCGCUAUCCAUGUGCCAUCUCCUCGCAUCAUCUCGCACAGGAUUUACGAGAACGGACAUGAAGAUUAAGAUGUUGAUAAUAUACACCGUUAGCACUGGGUGCAUGACGAGUUGCUGUUCUAUCACGACCGUGAUAACUGGUGCAAUGAUGCCUCAGAACUUCAUAUUCAUAGCAUUCGAGAUUAUGCUUGUCAAAAUGUAUUCCAACUCGUUCAUGGCCAUGAUAAAUGCUCGUUACUACCAGGGCAGCGAUGAUACUCCUGGCCCCUUCUUGAAUACUGUAGGAGUCAACGCAAAACACUCACUUCAACAGGACUGCGAACACCAAAUCACGUUUGCGUCGAACAGUGAGGUUACCAAUGACACGAUAUCAAAACAUCGAGACGAAACAACGAAUCCCGAUGAUCAGGAACAUGCAAUACCGAUAGAACUGGCCGAACACUCGUGCCAGCGCAUUGAUAUCAGGCUUUAGUUCCAUGCUUGAAGAGAGGGACGCUUUUCCCAUUUUUCUUCGUGAUAUACUUGUUUUCGAUAUUCGUCCG